CGCAUGGUGGCGAUUUCACACCUUUAUCCAAGUCCGGUGGUCUCACGCGGUCUGUUGGCACUUUACGCUUCACCUACCACUCCUUCACCUCACUGUACCAAUGUUAAGGCUCAUCUGAAACAGCCUGAUGAUCAGCAUGUAUCGGCGUUUAAAUGUGUUGAUCUUGACAUGCAUUCAUCUGUUCCCGGGUGUCCAAGUGUCCGGGCAAACGGACCCCAUCUUCAAACUAGAAAAAGUGUCAGGGAAACUUGUAUUCUACCAGAAUGAAGGAAACUCGACGUUGGUUCGUGACACCGGAGAGCUCGCCUCAUCUGUCCAGACCGUCGCCAUGUUCCAGAUCUUCGACCCAGAACAAACCUUGGUCCAAACGAAGCUCACCUACACGUGGGACUUUGGGAACGGGGAGGUGAUCGAAGGAACCGAGCCUGUGGCUCGCUACAACUACACAGAAUCUGGGAACUAUACUCUGCGGCUGCAAGUGGGGGCCAACAUGACCAAACAAGAAGUACCGAUAGCUGGAGAUUACUCGAUGGAUUUAAAAGUUCUUGACGCAAUCAGCAAAAUUGAGAUGGAAGGGCAUUCUAGUUACCAUGUGGCCGAGAAUGUCAGCAUGUUCUUUCAUGUUGAUGGGAGCCCCCCCAUGUGGGUGUGCUGGCAGGUGGUCCCAGACUGCAGGUCCAUGACCCCGUCGGUCUGCACUCGGUCGGUGCUGUACAGCCACAUGCUGCGUCUGAACCACACCUUCGCCUCCAGUGGCCUCCACUGCCUGGACAUCAGCGUUCAGAACGACAUCAGCAGCCUGCACUCCUCCUUCAGCGUCUACGUGGGGAGGGGCCGUAACACCAACCUAUUCUUCAUAAUGUCCUGUCUGGCAGUGCUUGCGGCUACCUUCUCCUUCAUUGGCAUCAUCGCCUGUCGCCCGCGUCACCCAAACCUGCUCCAGGUGGGACGCUCCAGCAGUGCUUUGUUCCUAAACGAUGAGGAUGGAAGCCAAGUUAAACUAAGCUUCUCUGGACUGGAGAGAGGAGAGAGCCAGCCUCUCAUUCUUCGACAUGGGCUUAUGGUGUGUUCCUGAAUCCUCGAAGGCCAGACUUCCGAGUCGAAAGUCGAAGAUCUCCAAGCUUUCUCGAAGGCACUCCCCCUUUUUGUCUUCACCUUUCGAAAAUUUGAGAGUAGACCGAGGGCAGUGAUGACGCUCUCAACAAAAUGGCUGCGCCCAUAACGAGAUUUUUUU
Messenger RNA from Gadus chalcogrammus (walleye pollock), 1234 nucleotides. It is a transcript of the gene tmem130, whose product is annotated as transmembrane protein 130. NCBI's taxonomy places the organism in Eukaryota, Metazoa, Chordata, Actinopteri, Gadiformes, Gadidae. The record is from RefSeq and is a predicted model, not a curated record. The coding region runs from base 128 to 1075 and encodes 315 amino acids. The transcript is spliced from 9 exons.